AUGGUCAACGUUUUCUUCGGCGUUGUUCUGAUCUGGUGUUUUUGCAACAUUUCUCAUGGUCAAACCAACAGCCCAUAUAAACGUAUAAGAAAUCGAAUCGUGGGCGGAACGGACGCGUCAAGGGGUGAGUUUCCGCAUCAAAUAUCCCUUCAAAGCGGUCAUCGCCACAUCUGCGGCGGGGCGAUUAUUAGCGAUAGAUGGGUUUUGACAGCAGCUCACUGUACCUCGGCCGGUGGACUUAACGUCGUUGCUGGGAAGCACAAUAUCAAAGAAAUUGAGGACACCGAGCAACGAGUUGGCGUGGAGGACAUUUUCGUUCAUGAUUCUUAUUCGGGGCCAGUAAGACCUUACGACCUGGCAGUAUUGAAGCUUUCCGAACCUCUGCAGUUCAAUGAAUACGUGAACGCCAUUGACUUACCAUCACCGUACAGUGAACCAUCGGGCACCGCAGUACUUUCAGGAUGGGGUUCAAUCUCACGUACAACUCAAAAAGUAAUGCCAAACACUCUUCAGAUGGGUGCUGUGCCUAUAGUUAGCUUACAGAAGUGUAGUCAAAUGUUUGAAGCUGCCGCUCCAGACUCGCCAUUUACACUUGGAGAUGAGAAUCUGUGCACUGGACCUGGUUACAAUCAGAUUUCCUCCUGCAACGUAAGUAAUGCGAAUAAAUUAUUACAUUCAAUUAUCCGUUUUAAGGGUGAUUCCGGUGGUCCCCUGAUAUCCAGUGGCCAAGUCAUUGGAAUUACAUCUUGGGGUAGUGUUCCUUGCGAAGGUGAAUCGCCAACUGCAUAUACGAAAGUCUCUAACUUUGUUGAUUGGAUUAAAAAUAUUAUGUCUAACAAUUAA
Molecule: messenger RNA, 843 nt
Organism: Phymastichus coffea
Lineage: Eukaryota; Metazoa; Arthropoda; Insecta; Hymenoptera; Eulophidae
Product: trypsin-3-like
Exons: 4
Coding region: 1-843 (280 amino acids)
Biological process (GO): proteolysis
Molecular function (GO): serine-type endopeptidase activity
Source: RefSeq, a predicted model, not a curated record